Closterium sp. Naga37s-1 is the source of this 591-nucleotide messenger RNA. The record is from the annotation of a GenBank genome assembly. NCBI's taxonomy places the organism in Eukaryota, Viridiplantae, Streptophyta, Zygnematophyceae, Desmidiales, Closteriaceae.
AUGGACCUUCUCGUCACGCAGCCGGAUGCGCCCCGCGCGCAGCUCGUUUUGCCCCGCGCGCAGCACGUUUUGCCCCACGCGCAGCCCGUCUUGCCCGCGCGCGGCCCGUCCCGCCCGUCGCAUUCGUCGCCCGUCGCGCCCCGCGCUCUGCCCGUCCCGUCCCCUGCUCGUCGCACCCGUCGCCCUGCCCGUUGCGCCGUUGCGGGCGCCAGGGGCGGGUCCGCAGCGGCUCAGGGCACCGUCGCGGGCGCCAGGGGCGGGUCCGCGGCGGCGCAGGGCACCGUCGCGGGCGCCAGGGGCGGGUCCGCGGCGGCGCAGGGCACCGUCGCGGGCGCCAGGGGCGGGUCCGCGGCGGCUCAGGGCACCGUCGCGGGAGCCAGGGGCGGGUCCGCGGCGGCUCAGGGCACCGUCGCGGGCGCCAGGGGCGGGUCCGCGGCGGCUCAGGGCACCGUCGCGGGCGCCAGGGGCGGGGGGUUCAUAAGCGGGGACGUCGCGGCCUCCCGUUCCGUCCCGUCUCGCCGCGGCCACCCCCCACCUCCUCUCCUCAUCCCUCUCUCUCUUACCUUCCCCUCAGUACUCCUCCCCGGAUGA